AUGGUAACUAAACGUCGACGGUCGAAUACAAACACAGAGGAUGUGACUACCAUAGCGAAGAGAGCGCGUAUAUAUCCACCGAACGAUUACCUUUCAGCCCUUUCAUCCGAGCUUCUCAUUCGCAUCCUGCAUCAUCUCCCAAUCGAAAGCCUGCUUCUUUGUCAAACUAUCUCGCAUCGCUUCUAUAGCUUGACUUCUGAUUCUCAGAUAUGGAAGUCGUUAUAUUAUUCCAGAUUUGUUCUGCCUAGAGCUUUGAGGAUUCCAGGCAUCAAAAGCGCCCCAACUGCCGAGUACGAUGACGCUUUGAGGUUCUCUAGUCGUAGGAGCAAGUGGCUGGAUGAUAAUACGUUGAUCAAUCGGAAAGACGGGGAGAGAACAGAUUGGAAGAAGCAGUACAAGUUGAGACAUAAUUGGAGCAUUGGUGCCUGCGAAGUACAGGAGAUCAGGGUACGCGAUCGAAGAAAGGAGGCUGGAAUGCUUGUCAAGCUAGCAGAAGGAUUCGUGAUCACGGCUGAUGGUGAAGACGGUCUUCGAGUCUGGAAUCUGAAAACGAAAGAGCUGGUCACCUUCUGUGGACUCGAAGGUCACAGCUUACCUAGCUGUAUUGCAGUGGACGAAGACGAUGAUCACCAACAACUCGGGGUUGCAAUCGGCUUUGAAGAUGGUUCAUGGGGUACAUGGCAACUUGAUAUCGCAAGUAGCGCUAUAAUGAAGCGAUACUACCAUCCAAAAAGUAGUAACGGACUGUUGAGCGCCAUCGCUUACGCGAGCCCCUAUAUUCUUACUAUCACAGAUUCGCAGAUUCUCUCCCUCUACACCUUCGACCGCGAUACAACACGUGUUAAAGAGGAGCCAGCAAGUGAUUCCUCUGCUGCAACCUCUUUUGGUAUCCACGAUUUAAGUUCAUUGGAUGAAUCUCCUGAGGUAGCCACACUGCCUAGUGUUGGGGUAAAUGAGGCAGCAGAGCAAGGGGAUGAGCCGGCGCCUCGGUUACUUGCCUCCCUCAAGUCACAUACUUGCUGGCCGCCCGUGUCGCUUUCUAUUCGUCUCACCCCAUCAACCAUCAUCGGGAGUAUAGCUUAUUCUCUCCCAACUUACUUCUCCGGCUACACUGUAGGCUUACAAGAGUUACAUCUUUCUCCCUCAACGGGUCUAAUGACGUCGUCUCGUCUUACCUCUGCACUUCCUCAAGGAUUCUCGUCCAUUCUUCCGACACCGUUAAUCUCAUCACCAACAUCAUCUGGUGCAUCUUCGCCGCUUCCACCUCGUCAAUCGAGAGCAUCAGUGGGGAGUACCGUAACUCCAUCGACGAGUUUGUCAUAUGCUCACCCGUAUAUUCUUGCUACACAUCCAGAUAACACACUCUCACUUUAUCUGUGUACGUCGACCUCGUCAGAUCUUAGCCUUUCCGAAGGUACCAAGCUCUGGGGUCAUACGUCUUCUGUCUCUUCUGCCGAAAUCACAUCUAGAGGGAAGGCAGUAAGUGUGAGUACUCGCGGAAAUGAAUUGCGAGUCUGGAGUCUGGAGGGUGGCUUUUCCUCUUCAACUCGAUCCCGGAAGGACUCAAGAUUACCCAGGGAUCAGCGUCGCGACCGAAGCGUGCAAAUUCGCCAAAACCUGUCGCCAGUAGUUAAAUCUUCAUCAGCCCAUGAAUUCCCGAAGCGGAAAGGCUCUCAAGAAGUCGUCGACGCAGAUCCUAGCAUGAAUAUCAUCAGCCGCUCUGGCCUUGACGAAGAGUUCACUGCUCGAAAACACUGGGUUGGGUUUGAUGACGAGGUGGUUAUCGUGCUCAAAGAAGAUGAAAGUGGAUCGCAGGCACUUGUAGUCUAUGACUUUACUUAA
Messenger RNA from Glarea lozoyensis ATCC 20868, 1842 nucleotides. RefSeq names its product F-box. The transcript has a single exon. The record is from RefSeq and is a predicted model, not a curated record. Gene Ontology annotation, molecular function: protein binding. NCBI's taxonomy places the organism in Eukaryota, Fungi, Ascomycota, Leotiomycetes, Helotiales, Helotiaceae. The coding region runs from base 1 to 1842 and encodes 613 amino acids.